AUGAAGUCUACGUAUUUGAGAGAAUACAAACUAGUCGUUGUAGGUGAUGGUGGUGUUGGUAAAAGUGCUCUUACGAUACAACUGAUUCAAUCGCAUUUUGUUGAUGAGUACGAUCCCACAAUUGAGGACUCCUAUCGAAAAAAGUGUGAAAUUGAUGGAGAAGGAGCACUUUUAGAUGUUCUCGAUACAGCUGGACAAGAAGAAUAUUCCGCUAUGAGGGAGCAAUAUAUGCGAACUGGUGAAGGAUUUCUCUUGGUAUACAACAUAACUUCUCGGUCAUCCUUUGAUGAAAUAAACACAUUUUAUCAACAAAUUUUACGAGUCAAGGACAAAGAUAACUUUCCUGUCGUUUUAGUCGCCAACAAAUGCGAUUUGGAGAGCGAAAGGGUAGUUUCUCGAGCUGAAGGAGAGGCUCUUGCUCGAAGCAUGAAAUGCAUCUACGUUGAAACCUCAGCAAAGCUCCGAUUAAACGUUGAGGAAUCUUUCUACAGUCUUGUCAGAACCAUUCGUCAUUUUAAUAAAUCUGAAGAGAGAGGACUUCACACAAAACAAGCUACGCAAGUACCAAAAUCUCAGCCGGCUGCUAAAGCUACUAGAAAUUCCGCUGCAACUCAGACUGCUGAUACUUCUUCGACAAAGUGUUGUGUAAUUUGUUAG
Schizosaccharomyces osmophilus is the source of this 657-nucleotide messenger RNA. RefSeq names its product GTPase Ras1 (gene ras1). The transcript is spliced from 2 exons. The coding region runs from base 1 to 657 and encodes 218 amino acids. Gene Ontology annotation, cellular component: plasma membrane. Lineage: Eukaryota; Fungi; Ascomycota; Schizosaccharomycetes; Schizosaccharomycetales; Schizosaccharomycetaceae. The record is from RefSeq and is a predicted model, not a curated record. Gene Ontology annotation, molecular function: GDP binding; GTPase activity; GTP binding. Gene Ontology annotation, biological process: signal transduction.